Molecule: messenger RNA, 1392 nt
Organism: Chrysochloris asiatica (Cape golden mole)
Lineage: Eukaryota; Metazoa; Chordata; Mammalia; Afrosoricida; Chrysochloridae
Gene: RETREG3
Product: family with sequence similarity 134, member C
Exons: 9
Coding region: 1-1392 (463 amino acids)
Biological process (GO): reticulophagy
Source: RefSeq, a predicted model, not a curated record
AUGGCGGAACCUGAGGGGUUGGACGCGGCCCCAGGCCCAACUUCUGGGACGACUUUUAGGGGUCGCCGCGCUCUCUCAGGCUCCUGGGAGCGGGACCAGCAGGUUGAGGCCGCGCAGCGGGCUCUGGUGGAAGUGCUGGGGCCUUAUGAGCCGCUGUUGAGCCGGGUGCAGGCAGCCUUGGUGUGGGAGCGGCCAGCUAGGAGCGCCCUGUGGUUUCUGGGGCUGAACGCGACUUUCUGGUUCUUUGCACUGACAUCCCUUCGUCUUGUGUUUCUGCUUGCCUUCAGCUUGAUGAUUAUUGUGUGUAUAGAUCAGUGGAAGAACAAGAUCUGGCCUGAAAUAAAAGUGCCAAGACCCGACGCAUUAGACAAUGAAAGCUGGGGCUUUGUGCACCCUCAGUUGCUCAGCGUGCCCGAGCUCUGCCACCAUGUAGCUGAAGUCUGGGUUAGUGGGACCAUUUUCAUAAGGAAUCUUUUGCUUUUCAAAAAGCACAACCCAGGCAAGUUCUGCUUGCUGAGCUGUGGGGUACUGACCUUUUUGGCCGUCUUGGGCCGCUACAUCUCUGGGCUCCUGUUGUCCUAUUUAAUGCUUGUCACUGUCAUGAUGUGGCCCCUGGCUGUGUACCACCGACUGUGGGAUAGAGCAUAUGUACGGCUGAAACCAGCUUUGCAGCGGCUGGACUUCAGUGUCCGUGGCUACAUGAUGUCCAAGCAGAGAGAAAGACAAUUACGCCGCAGAGCUCUACACGCAGAACACGCCAUGGACAACCAGAGUGACAGUGAAGAGGAACUUGCUGCCUUCUGCCCUCAGCUGGAUGAUUCUACUGUUGCCAGGGAAUUGGCCAUCACAGACUCUGAGCACUCGGAUGCAGAGGUGUCCUGUACAGACAAUGGCACGUUCAAUCUUUCCAGAGGCCAGACUCCUCUGACAGAAGGCUCUGAAGAUCUAGAUGGUCACAGUGAUCCAGAGGAAUCCUUUGCUAGAGACCUUCCAGACUUCCCUUCCAUUAACGUAGAUCCUGCUGGCCUGGAUGAUGAUGAUGACACCAGCAUUGGGAUGCCCAGCCUGAUCUACCGUCCCCCACCGGGGGCCCAGGCCCCUCCUGCCAGCCGGGAUGAGGCUGCACUGCCAGAACUUCUGCUUGGUGCCCUGCCUGCAGGAGCCAACCUCACCAGCAACUUUGCUAGCCUCGUCUCCCAAGGCAUGAUCCAACUGGCCCUGUCAGGGGCCUCCCAGCCAGGCCCUUCUGGUGCCGCUCCCCGAAGAGCAGCAAGAGGCUUUGUCCGAGCCCCCAGUUUAGACCUGGACACGGAUGCUGAGGGGGAUGACUUUGAACUUCUCGACCAAUCAGAGCUGAAUCAGAUGGACCCUUCCAAUUCCAGGAACCACUGA